Messenger RNA from Capsella rubella, 1782 nucleotides. Its product is annotated as probable protein phosphatase 2C 35. Gene Ontology annotation, molecular function: cation binding; protein serine/threonine phosphatase activity. Gene Ontology annotation, cellular component: cytosol; nucleus. The record is from RefSeq and is a predicted model, not a curated record. Lineage: Eukaryota; Viridiplantae; Streptophyta; Magnoliopsida; Brassicales; Brassicaceae. The transcript has 2 exons. The coding region runs from base 638 to 1684 and encodes 348 amino acids. Gene Ontology annotation, biological process: protein dephosphorylation.
AAUCAUCGAUUUUGUCAAAAAAGUUUUUGGUUUGAUUUUGGAAUUCGUGCGCGGCUGUGGCAGAGAGAGGCCAAACCCACCCGUGUACUCCAUCCGUCGGAUCCACCAAAACCAAAUUCAUCUCUCUCUCUCUCUCAUCUCUUCUCUUUUAUUCUUCUUUCUUUUCGAACAAAUUCCUCUGCUUCUGCAUUUUUUAGGGUUUCUCUCGAAUUUUGACACUUUCUCUUAAAAGGGUUGUUGACGAAAUAACCCUUUUUGAGGGGGUUGAGGAAGACCACGAAGGUGUAAAGAACGAAAGAAGAAUUCGAACAAAACUAUCCACAACAAGAUAAAGUUACCAACUUUUCCCUUCUUCCUCUUCCUCUGUUUUUUCCUUGUCUCCUUUGAAAAGAUUCUAACUUUGGGUGUGAAUCUCGUCUUUCCCUCUUUCCUUCUUUCCCUUUUCGAUCCUUUUUGCCGCGUUUAACAUGACAUCUGCAAAACCCUACACUUUUUUGUACGCCAUUGUUGUAUCUCACGAUUUUCCUUUUCCUGGAGAUUUCUUAUUCUAGCCCCACCUGGAGCUUAAGAUUUUUCAAGGAAAAGUUUCGAUUUUUUUUUUUUGCGUAAUCGAAUUCUGUUUUUAUUUUUCUGCGUGAUGGGUUGCGUUCAAUGCAAAUGUUGUAGCCGGUACCCAUCGUCAUCGUCAGAUGGAGACUCUCGUGGACCGGUUGAAGCCAAUGGUGUUGUCAAAGGGAAAGAUCAGAAACCUCUUGGCUCUAUUCACGUUCCUUCUCCUAAUUUCGACAUGGUUUACUCUGUGUUGUCUCAACGAGGCUAUUAUCCUGAUUCACCUGAUAAGGAGAAUCAAGACACUUACUGCAUCAAAACCGAGCUUCAAGGUAACCCAAAUGUUCAUUUCUUUGGUGUGUUUGAUGGUCACGGCGUGUUCGGUACGCAGUGUUCCAACUUCGUUAAGGAGAGGGUUGUGGAAAUGUUGUCUGAAGACCCAACUCUGCUUGAGGAUCCGGAGAAAGCUUACAAGUCUGCUUUUUUGAGGGUGAAUGAGGAGUUACAUGAUAGUGAAAUUGAUGACUCGAUGAGUGGUACUACUGCCAUUACGGUUCUUGUUGUUGGGGAUAAGAUUUAUGUUGCCAAUGUAGGGGAUUCGAGGGCGGUUCUCGCUGUUAAAGACAGGAACCGGAUUCUAGCAGAGGAUUUGUCUUAUGAUCAAACGCCUUUUAGGAAAGAUGAAUGCGAGAGGGUGAAAGCGUGUGGGGCUAGAGUACUGAGUGUGGAUCAAGUGGAAGGAUUGAAAGAUCCGAAUAUACAAACAUGGGCAAAUGAAGAGAGCGAGGGAGGGGAUCCGCCGAGACUUUGGGUACAAAAUGGGAUGUACCCGGGAACCGCAUUCACAAGGAGUGUUGGAGAUUUUACAGCAGAGAGCAUUGGAGUUACUGCAGAACCAGAAGUGUCAAUGGUUCAUCUUUCGCCUAACCAUUUGUUUUUUGUUGUUGCAAGCGAUGGGAUUUUCGAGUUUAUUCCAAGCCAAGCUGUUGUUGAUAUGGUGGGGAGAUAUGCCGAUCCGCGCGAUGGAUGUGCUGCAGCUGCAGCCGAAUCAUACAAACUGUGGUUGGAGCAUGAGAAUAGGACAGAUGAUAUCACAAUUAUCAUUGUACAGAUUAAAAAGCUGUCUAAUGAAUGAUUCAAUUUCCUAAUUGCCCCUUUGUUUGAUUCUGUACUGUACGUCACAGAUUCCAUCUAUAUAGCAAAGUUCAAAAGUAAAGCUCUCUCUCUUUCGUA